AUGACAAGCACGUCAGGUGCACAGGUGCCAGAGCAAGAGCAGAGAAUCGUUCUGCCUCUUGUGGAAGUCCCAUCAACCCACACCAUUCUUGGCCGUCGCUUGAACAUACCCCCGGAUUCACAUCCAAAUGCGCUUGGCAACUAUGACAAUGUUCAGUACCAUGUGGAUAUCGAGGUCGGUGUGGGCUGUGUCGGCAAGACCCGGCAAAAGUUCCAGGUCGUGCCUGACACCGGCAGCUCAGACUUGUGGGUUCCGGCGGCGAACUGCACGAAGUGCAGAGCCGGCACUGCCAAGUUCGACAUCAGCCAGUCCUGCAAUGCAGUCCAAGUCGGCAACCGGAUAACAUUCCGGUACGGUGAUGGCACCGUGGCCACUGGAGGCUCAUUCUACGAUGCCGUGAAGAUUGGGGACCUCGAGGUCGCCAAACAGCUUUUGAUCCAGGUCGAUACCAUGGAGUCUGACACACACAUGAAGUCUGAUGGUAUCCUUGGCCUUGCCCAUCAUUACGCCUCAGACCGCGGCUUGCGCGGAGAGACCUUCAUGUCCACUCUGUUUCGGGAGCAUCCCCUUCUCCCAGCACAGUUCUCCUUCUACUUGACUGGCCGUGGCAAUGGUGGUGAAAGAUCGCAGCUGGUCUUUGGAAAUCCAGACUUGCAACACCAUUCCAAGGAGACAGAGUUUCACUACGGCAAGGGAGAUUACAUGUCCACAACGGAGCUGUGGCUGACCAGCGUGUGGUCUAUCGGCUGGAGUGGAACGGGCGUUGAUGUGACCUUCCCAGACCGUGGCACUUUGGGAGCUCCGGCACUGAUCGAUUCAGGGUCAUCACUGCUGGUCAUCGAGCCUGGCGUCUACGACCGACUUAUCAGCGAGCUGAAAUGGAGGUUUACAAAUUGUCAUGACCUACCAGAACAACAGAUCAUGAGUUGCGACUGCCCACCGGCGAACGACUUGAGUCGCAUUCCACAACUAGUUAUCAAUGUAAUCGAUGAGCACAACCAACAGUUUCCUCUUUGCAUGUCACCAGAUGAGUAUAUCCUAGAGUCAGUGGAUCCUAUAGAUGGGCGGACAUCCUGCGUGCCCUCGAUUCAACGCGGGUCUCCCAGCCAGCCAGUCCCAUUAAUUUUCGGCAUGACGUUCAUGAGGGCCUUCUACACAACUUUCGACCUCAAGAAAGGCCGGAUCGGCUUCGCCCGGAGCAACAUGUCACCGCUUCCAGGGAAUGCAAAGUGCUCUGCAGACGCACAGCCAUUGCUUCGGCGCAGCAUUUGGUUCGCCUCAUUGCUGGUGGCAGUCGGUUCGAUGAUCUUCGCGUGCUAUGUCUUCAUGGUGCCCGCGGGUCGCAUUGAUAUUUCACGGACGCGCAGCCGGGAAGCCCAAGAAGGGCUCGGGGUCCCUCCAGCAUCCGGCAUCUGA
Symbiodinium natans is the source of this 1416-nucleotide messenger RNA. NCBI's taxonomy places the organism in Eukaryota, Dinophyceae, Suessiales, Symbiodiniaceae. The record is from the annotation of a GenBank genome assembly.